GUUUAUAUUAUAACGAUGAAACUGACAUUUUUUUUCUACACUAAUAACGAAAAUCUAUUAUUAGAAAUGCGUCUGUUUCUAAAUCGGUGAAUCACACGCUUUGCUUUCUUCCGAGUAGUCAAUGCAUGCAAUGGAGAGAUUUCAAUGGACCAUUUUUAGAGAGGGAGGAGACAAGAAGAGAGAGAGAGAGUGAGGCUCUUUAUUAUAACAUCAAUAUGGAUCAAAGACAGAUACAAUGCAUGAGUUGUCGCUGUGAUUGUGGAGAGUUUGCAAACAAAGAAGAAACAAGAUUGCAACAUUUUCAAGCAAAGAAGAAGGAGAGAAGAAGAAGAGCCAAAAAGGGAAGAACAUAAAAAAAAAAAAAAGCUUAUUGUCAGUUUAUUCUUUGCAAACGUGCGGUCUAAGUAACACAUGUCGAAUUACGGAGUGAAAGAGCUCACAUGGGAAAAUGGGCAAUUAACCGUUCAUGGUCUAGGCGAAGAAGUCGAACCAACCACCUCGAAUGACCCUAUAUGGUCCCAAAGUCUCAAUGGGUUUGAGACUUUGGAGUCUGUGGUUCAUCAAGCGGCUCUACAGCAGCCAAGCAAGCUGCAGCUGCAGAGUCCAAAUGGUCCAAACCACAAUUACGAGAGCAAAGACGGAUCUUGUUCAAGAAAACGCGGUUAUCCCCAAGAAAUGGACCGUUGGUUUGCUGUUCAAGAAGAAAGCCAUAGAGUUGGUCACAGCGUGACUGCAAGUGCGAGUGGUACCAAUAUAUCUUGGGCGUCUUUUGAAUCUGGUCGGAGUUUGAAGACAGCUAGAACCAGCGACAGAGACUACGUCCGCUCUGGAUCGGAAACUCAAGAUACUGAAGGAGAUGAACAAGAGACAAGAGGAGACGCAGGGAGAUCUAAUGGACGAAGGGGACGAGCAGCAGCUAUUCACAACGAAUCUGAAAGGAGACGGCGUGAUAGGAUAAACCAGAGGAUGAGAACACUUCAGAAGCUGCUUCCUACUGCAAGUAAGGCGGAUAAAGUAUCAAUCUUGGAUGACGUAAUCGAACACCUGAAACAGCUACAAGCACAAGUUCAGUUUAUGAGCCUAAGAGCCAAUUUGCCACAACAGAUGAUGAUUCCACAACUACCUCCACCACAAUCAGUUCUCAGCAUCCAACAGCAACAGCAACAGCAGCAACAACAACAACAACAACAACAGCAACAGUUCCAGAUGUCGUUGCUUGCAACAAUGGCACGAAUGGGAAUGGGAGGCGGUGGAAAUUCUUACGGAGGUUUAGUUCCUCCUCCUCCUCCUCCUCCUCCACCAUUGAUGGUCCCUACUAUGGCUAACAGAGACUGCACCAACGGUUCUUCAACCGGUUUAACUGAUCCUUACAGCGCCUUUUUCGCACAGACAAUGAAUAUGGAUCUCUACAAUAAAAUGGCUGCAGCGAUCUAUAGACAACAGUCUGAUCAGACUACAAAGGUAAAUACCGGCAUGCCUUCAAGUUCUUUGAAUCACGAGAAAAGAGAUUAGUCUAGCUAUAUACUUCUUGUAAGAUUUGUUGUAUCGUGAUUGUAAAAAACUGUUUUGAGUAUGCAGAAAAAAAGACUUGCAAAAAUAUAAACUUGAAAGCUUUACAACUU
Messenger RNA from Camelina sativa (false flax), 1622 nucleotides. Its product is annotated as transcription factor PIF7. Gene Ontology annotation, cellular component: nucleus. Gene Ontology annotation, molecular function: protein dimerization activity. The record is from RefSeq and is a predicted model, not a curated record. Lineage: Eukaryota; Viridiplantae; Streptophyta; Magnoliopsida; Brassicales; Brassicaceae.